CGCGCACACUCCGAGGGACGCAGCGAGCGCAGAGCCGCCGCCGGCCGCCGGGCGCCCCCCUGCCGCCCCAUGCUGUGCUCCAUGGCGAACUCGGGCUGCCUCCUGCUGUCCAACUCUGGCAGCAUGCUCCCGCACUCCGUGCCCUGCCCGCCUGCCUUCCUCUACCUCCAACAGAGCGAUCAGGACGCCACGGCUCCGCCUGAAGCGAUGGCCCAGCCCUACCCCCCCGCCCAGUACCCCCCUCCGCCACAGAACGGCAUCCCUGCCGAGUACGCCCCGCCCCCGCCUCACCCCACGCAGGACUACUCCGGCCAGACCCCGGUCCCCCCAGAGCACGGCAUGACCCUGUACACACCAGCACAGACCCACCCCGAGCAGCCAGGCACCGAGGCCAGCACGCAGCCCAUCGCCGGGACCCAGACAGUGCCGCAGACAGAUGAGGCGGCACAGACGGACAGCCAGCCGCUCCACCCCUCCGACCCCACAGAGAAGCAGCAGCCCAAGCGGCUACAUGUCUCCAACAUCCCCUUCCGGUUCAGGGACCCCGACCUGCGGCAAAUGUUCGGGCAAUUCGGAAAAAUUUUAGACGUGGAGAUCAUUUUUAACGAGCGGGGCUCCAAGGGUUUUGGGUUUGUAACUUUUGAAACUAGCUCAGAUGCUGACCGAGCCCGGGAGAAGCUGAAUGGGACGAUCGUAGAGGGACGGAAAAUUGAGGUCAAUAAUGCCACAGCUCGAGUCAUGACCAACAAGAAGACGGGGAACCCCUAUACCAAUGGCUGGAAGCUAAACCCCGUGGUCGGCGCAGUCUAUGGGCCUGAAUUCUAUGCAGUGACGGGGUUCCCCUACCCCACCACCGGCACAGCCGUUGCCUACCGGGGCGCGCACCUACGGGGCCGGGGCCGGGCCGUGUACAAUACGUUUCGGGCUGCGCCGCCCCCGCCCCCCAUCCCGACCUAUGGAGCGGUCGUGUAUCAGGAUGGAUUUUAUGGUGCUGAGAUUUAUGGAGGCUAUGCAGCCUACAGAUACGCUCAGCCUGCGGCGGCAGCGGCAGCAGCCUACAGCGACAGUUAUGGCAGAGUCUACGCAGCUGCCGACCCCUACCAUCACACCAUCGGGCCCGCGGCAACCUACAGCAUUGGAACCAUGGCUAGCCUCUGCCGAGGAGGGUACAGCCGCUUCACCCCCUACUAGCAAGAGACCCAGCCCCUAACAGCAUUCACACUGACUGCCUAGUCAAACCAAACCCAACAGUCCAAACCAGGCACAGCCACCAGGAAGACAGUGCACCCCUCCCGGUCAGCGACACGCACCGCUGACCCUCCGCGACUCUAAAAUCCAUAGAUUUUUAUCUCCAGCCAGCUGGGCUCCCCACCCCACCCGUGAUGGCGUGUGUGUCUUUGACCCUGGUUUUUCCUGUAUGUCUGAAACCUUGGUUUCCUAUAUUGACUUUGUUGAUGUUGUACUACCCAAGCCAUUUCAGGUACGGUAUGCACAUCGUGGGGGGCCAGGCUGGGGCAGGAGACCAAGGCAGCUCUCCCCUCCGAGACUAGCAAUUGCUCCUUUCGAGGGGGUCGCUUACGUUUUCUGGCCACCUGGGCUCCCUAGAGCUCCAGAAAUGUCUGGUGGGGCCAACUCUUAAAGCCACCACAGCCAGCCCUAUGCCACGGCCCGCUGCUUCCCCAGUGUGCAGGCCCUGAUGCAGGGAGGGAGGCCUCAGGCGUCCCAUCGUGGUUUCUUCCAGCCCGACAGCACGCCUGUCCAUCACCCAGCUAACCACAGGAGCACCCACCUCCUGCUCCUCAUCCCCCUCAGCUGAAACCAAUGUUUUUAAUUAAAAUUGUAUUGCUGA
Messenger RNA from Carlito syrichta (Philippine tarsier), 1849 nucleotides. RefSeq names its product RNA binding protein, fox-1 homolog 3 (gene RBFOX3). The coding region runs from base 70 to 1191 and encodes 373 amino acids. Gene Ontology annotation, biological process: regulation of alternative mRNA splicing, via spliceosome; nervous system development. The transcript has 12 exons. The record is from RefSeq and is a predicted model, not a curated record. Gene Ontology annotation, molecular function: mRNA binding. Lineage: Eukaryota; Metazoa; Chordata; Mammalia; Primates; Tarsiidae. Gene Ontology annotation, cellular component: cytoplasm; nucleus.